CAGCUUGGGAGCUGAUCGCCUCUCAUUGGAAAAUGGCGUCGGCGGCUGUUGUUACUGAGACCAAGAAGAUAACUGACUUACGCGUUAUUGACCUGAAAACUGAGUUGAAACGGCGCAAUCUCGAUGUUAAUGGGGUCAAGAAUGUUUUAAUUACAAGGCUAAAGCAGGCGAUUGAAGAGGAAGGUGGUGAUGCUGAAAACAUAGAAAUUACAGUAUCUGCAGAGACUCCAACCAAGAAAGUUCUCAAAUCUAAAGGUAGGAAAUCUGAUGCUGCUGAUGAUGGCGAUGCAACAAUGGAGGAAGAAUCCUCAAGCAAGGAAGCUGAAAGUCUAGAUCAGGAUGAUAGUGAGGAUGCAAAAGACAUAGAAGAUGAAAGAGACAGUGAAGAGGAAAAUGUUAAUUCUUCAAAUGAGCUACUUGAAACAGAAAUGGAUGCUGAAGCUUCUAGAUCGGCCACAGAGAUGGAAGAUUUUGUAGUUCAGGAAGUGGAUAAAGAAGAGUCUAAGCAAAUUCAUCUGGAUGAAGAAGACGUCUUCAUUAGAGAUGAAGCAGAGGAUGAAGACAAUGAAAAAGAUGUAACAGAUACUGAUGAAGGUACUCGUGAUUCUAAACAUCUCGCUUCAGAGGAAAGCCUUGCAGAGGCUGAACAAGCUGCUCAGGAUGACAGAGAAAUUGCAGUUUCAGCAAAAGAAGCAGAGGAUGAUAACAUAUCCAUCACAAUCCAGGCAGAAGAUGCCAUCACUUUGGAAUUUGAUGGUGAUGACCUCCUGGAUACAGGUAAAAAUGUGAAACUUCCAGAUUCGGAGGCAAGGAAGUCCCAUGAUGAACCAGAGGCCUCCUCCCAGAUGUGCCAGGACAAAGGCAAGGAUAUAGAUGUGAAAGAGAACCAUAAAGAUGGUAAGAAGGAAGACGGAAUGAAGGCUGAGCCUGCCAAGAAGGAAACCAGAGAGAGCUCAAAGAAAGCUGAAACGGGAGAUAAAGAAAAGGAUUCUGUGAAGAAAGGCCCCUCCUCUAGUGGGGCAUCAGGUCAAGCAAAGAGUUCUUCAAAAGAUAAAGAUGGAAAAACCUCUAAGGAUGAAAAAGGUGGUAGUGCCAGUGGCACUGGAGGAAGCAGCAGUGGUUUCAGUAGCUCAUCUCGCAACUUGUGGGUGAGUGGGCUUUCCUCCAAUACCAAAGCGGCAGAUUUAAAAAAUCUCUUUGGAAAAUAUGGUAAGGUCCUUAGUGCUAAAGUUGUGACGAAUGCACGGAGCCCUGGUGCAAAGUGCUAUGGUAUUGUUACUGUUUCUUCAAGCACAGAAGCGUCCCGGUGCAUUUCUCACAUUCAUCGUACCGAACUGCAUGGUCAGCAGAUUUCAGUAGAAAAGGUUAAAAGUGAUCCAUUUAAAAAAGAUUCCACUAAAAAGGAUGGAGAGGAGAAAAGUUCUAGCAAAUCUGAAAAGAGGCAGUCUACAAGUGGAAAAACAGGAAAGACCCAGGGGUCUAAGAAAGAGGAGAAAAAAUCUGAUAAAUCUGGUGAUAAAGAGAGCAAAGAAGGUGGCAAAAAACAGGAUGUAAAGGAUGAAAAAGCAGAAAACACUUCUGGUUCUGCUCUAGAAACCUCCAAGAAAGAGGAUAAAAAGCGUGGUAGUGCUAAGAGCCCUAUCAAAAUGACAAGUAGUCAAAGUAAAGGAGACCCUGCUUUUAAUAAAAUGAAGCCAAUGUUGAGAAAAGGGAGACUUGAUAAGGUUUUCUCCUAUGCUAUGGCUCGGCGUCCCAGAGGAUUUCUUCCACCUGAGGAGAUUAACGCCCUAAGAAGCAAAGGUAAAUUCUUCCCAAACAAGGAUAACUUUAGGCCUGGAAGAAGAGACAUUGUAUCAUUUGAAAAAAUGAAGGAACAAAGAAUGCGAGAGAGACUAAUUCGCCUGGAAAGAAUUCGUCGGGCCAUGGAAUUGCGACGUCGACGUGAAAUAGCAGAAAGAGAACGCAGAGAAAGGGAGAAGAUCCGCCUUCUCCGGGAAAGGGAAGAAAGGGAACGACUGCAGCGAGAACGGGAGAGGCUGGAGAUUGAAAGACAGAAGUUGGAAAGGGAGCGACUCGAGCGUGAGAGGCUGGAACGUGAAAGGAUACGAAUUGAACAGGAGCGUCGUAAAGAAGCAGAGCGUAUAGCUCGAGAGCGUGAAGAAUUGAGACGUCAACAAGAACAACUUCGUUAUGAACAGGAGAAGAGAAGUUCUCUGAAAAGAACUCGUGAUGUAGACCACAGGAGGGAUGACUCUUACUGGAAUGGAAACAAAAAAAUUCAAACUGACACAGAUUCCCGUUUGGGUCAUGGUUCUGAUUUUAAUCGACAGCAAAACCGGUUCAAUGAUUUCAAUCACAGAGAGAGAAGCAGAUAUCCUGAGAACUCCUCAGUGCAGCCAUCUACUUUUGAGAGGCGGGAUCGUUUUGAAAAUGAGGCGGAUUCAAAGAAGACUCGGCCAGCGCGAAGAGAAGGUUCUGGAUUUGAAAGAUACCCAAAAAAUUACGACAAUACCAGGAGAGCUGAGCAGCCACACACAGAGCUGAGAGAUAAUGAACGCAGAGAGAUGAGAGACCGGGAUGAAAGGAGAGCAGUACCCAUACCAGAGAGACCAUCGGGCAACCGAGGUCAUCCUACAGAAAGGGGGCGUGUGGAUGAGAUGCCUCAUAGUAGACCCAGUAGAGAUUCUGGUCCAGGAGGCUGGAAAAAUGAAACUGGAAUUGGCAGUGACAAAGACCUUAGAGGUGCUGUUCGGAUGCGCCCAGAAAGGUCAGGAAGAGAUGGUCCUGGAUCUAGUAUAAGAACAGUGCCUCCAUCUAGCCGGGGAAGGUCCAGCUAUGGUAGCCGUGAAGAUGGAAGAGCCAUGAUGAUGGAGAGAGUAAACAGUGGAGCUUCGUCUUUUAGGCACCCUCAUCAAAAGAAUUUUACUGAAGGUAGGCAAGUUAUAGUUGAACGCCACAGUCGUGAUCAAGCUCCAAGGAAGGAUUGGCACGGGCCGUCGUCUCAAGGGAGCAGCUAUCAUGACUCGAGGAGGAUCAGUGAUGGUCGAGGCAACAUGAUGUCCCAGCAGCAUUCAAGGUACUAGAGCUACGAAGAGUGGGAUUUCAAACAUUUGGACUUGUAUACUUGGCACAGGUGUGUGUUUUGUUUCGAUGUAAAAAAGUUUUUUUUUUUUUUUGUUUUUUU
Erpetoichthys calabaricus (reedfish) is the source of this 3184-nucleotide messenger RNA. RefSeq names its product SAFB-like, transcription modulator (gene sltm). Gene Ontology annotation, molecular function: RNA binding; sequence-specific DNA binding. NCBI's taxonomy places the organism in Eukaryota, Metazoa, Chordata, Cladistia, Polypteriformes, Polypteridae. The record is from RefSeq and is a predicted model, not a curated record. Gene Ontology annotation, cellular component: nucleus. Gene Ontology annotation, biological process: regulation of transcription by RNA polymerase II; regulation of mRNA processing.